GACUGCUGUCGUCCACUACAUCCAACCUCAAAAGCAGUUACUGAAAACACAGUCCGAGUGAUCAGUUCACCAUUUCAGCUCAGCUCAGAUUUCGGGUAUCCAAAUUGACCCGAUUCCAUCGACCUGAAAACCAUGCGGGCUUGAUCGGGUUCAGGUUCGCGAACCUCGAAAACCGUUCAAUUUCUUACUGAAAACUAUGUUCAAUGGCUUCAACAUCUUCAGGUAUUGCUACAUUGGUGCGAGCAAUUUUUGGGCCUAUCACCAACUAAAGUACCAUUUACUUACGUAAAUCUCAAUGGUACCCGGGGGCUUUGGGAGUUAUGGACUGUUUUCAGACUGUUAUUCAUCAUAAGGGUUAUUUGUGCGGUCGGUUGUUGUUAUUCUUUAUCUGGUUAUCCAGUUUCCAAGAUGUCGUGGCAGUGCAGACAGUAUUUAACGGAAGUCAUGUUUCUUCAAUGGCAGAGCUAGGCCUGGCUAAUCCACCUACUACUGGGUUCUUUGAUCCCAUAGAAAUAUCACCAGCUGUUAUUCCACAUUACCCAAAUCCUGCAGAUGAACCUUUGGCACCAAUGUACCCAACUUUUCCGACAAGAUAUGAGCCUGUUUUAACUGGGAAAUGUCCUGUAAAUUUCUCCACUAUAUCAAGUCUAAUGGAAAAAACCGCAUCUGAUUGUUCUCAACCCCUAGCAGCACUUGUAGGAAAUGUAAUAUGUUGCCCACAGUUUAGUAGUUUGAUCCGUAUCUUCCGGGGUCUCGAUAGCUUCAAGCCUGAUAAGUUGGUUUUGCAAAAUUCAGUUGCGAAUGAUUGUUUUACAGAUAUCAUCAGUAUCUUAGCCAGCAGGGGUGCAAACAGUUCAAUAGCUACACUUUGCUCCAUAAAUUCAUCAAAUCUUACGGGUGGGUCCUGUCCAGUGAAGGACAUUAGUGCCUUUGAUAAAACAGCAAAUACAAGUGGAUUACUGGAGGCCUGCACAACUGUUGAUCCUCUUAAAGAGUGCUGCAGACCAAUCUGCCAGCUAGCAAUCAUGGAUGCUGCACGUCAAAUCUCUGGAAAACAAUUGAUGAUGAAUGAGAACAAAAAUUUAGUGGGUGGGCUUAACUACACUGAUACUCUAAGCGAUUGUAAAGGAGUGGUUUUUACAUAUCUUUCGAGGAAACUCUCGUCAGAUGCUGCAAAUACUGCAUUUCGAAUAUUAUCUGCCUGCAAAGUUAACAAAGUUUGUCCUUUGGAUUUUAAGCAGCCUUCAGAAGUAGUUCAAGCAUGUCGCAAUGUUGCAGCCCCUAGUCCUUCCUGCUGUAGCUCAUUAAACACUUACAUCUCUGGAAUACAAAAGCAAAUGUUGAUUACAAAUAAACAAGCUAUAAUCUGUGCUACAGUGUUUGGGUCCAUGUUGAGGAAAGGUGGGGUAAUGGAAAAUGUUUAUGAGCUUUGUGAUGUUGACUUGAAAGACUUCAGCAUUCAAGCAGCAUAUGGUCAACAAGGGUGUCUACUUAAAAGCUUGCCUUCAGAUGUGAUUUUUGACAAUAUAACAGGCAUCAGCUUUAUAUGUGAUUUGAGUGACAACAUUGCAGCACCAUGGCCUUCGUCUUCCUCAAUUUCAUCGGUGUCCCUUUGUGCACCUGAGAUGUCAUUGCCUGCACUACCAACGGCGGAGACUUUUAAAAAUCUUGGCUGUCGUGGUGGUGAGCUAGAAUUUAUGUUUCCCGUUUUUUCAUUGUUUGUUUUGUGCACUUUGUUGUACUGAGGGUUGGGCCGGUUUGAAUUAGGGGCUUUUUGAAAUUGAUGUUGUGUGUGGACUGUCCUGUAUAUUUUGAGUAGCCACAAUGUAUAGCAGUUCUCAUUUUCUCUCUC
This is a messenger RNA of Prunus avium (sweet cherry), 1852 nucleotides long. RefSeq names its product putative GPI-anchored protein At1g61900. Gene Ontology annotation, cellular component: plasma membrane. Lineage: Eukaryota; Viridiplantae; Streptophyta; Magnoliopsida; Rosales; Rosaceae. The record is from RefSeq and is a predicted model, not a curated record.